Cinclus cinclus is the source of this 2941-nucleotide messenger RNA. RefSeq names its product von Willebrand factor A domain containing 8 (gene VWA8). The transcript has 25 exons. The record is from RefSeq and is a predicted model, not a curated record. Lineage: Eukaryota; Metazoa; Chordata; Aves; Passeriformes; Cinclidae. Gene Ontology annotation, molecular function: ATP hydrolysis activity; ATP binding. Gene Ontology annotation, cellular component: cytoplasm. Bases 62 to 2941 code for a protein of 959 amino acids.
UGGAGAUGUGUCUUUUAAACUCAAAACACCGAAGAACCCAGAACUUGUUCCACAGAACUACAUGACAGAGACUCUGGCCCAGUCUGUAGUCCACCAUUUAAGAUGGAUAAUGCAGAAAGAUCUUCUUGGCCAAGAUGUCUUUCUUAUUGGGCCUCCUGGGCCUCUCCGGCGAUCUAUUGCCAUGCAGUAUCUGGAGCUGACAAAGCGGGAGGUUGAAUAUAUUGCACUGUCGAGGGACACCACAGAAACUGACCUCAAACAGCGACGAGAAAUCAGAGAUGGCAGUGCUUUUUAUCUUGACCAGUGUGCAGUUCGUGCAGCUACUGAAGGCAGAAUCCUUGUUCUGGAAGGCUUGGAGAAGGCUGAGCGGAAUGUCCUGCCAGUGUUAAAUAAUUUGCUGGAGAAUAGGGAAAUGCAGCUUGAAGAUGGUCGUUUUCUCAUGUCUGCAGAUCGUUAUGACAAACUUUUGCAGGAGCAUACAAAAUCAGAGUUAGAUGCAUGGAAGAUUGUUCGGGUUAGUGAAGAUUUUCGAGUGAUAGCCUUGGGCCUGCCAGUACCUAAAUACUCUGGUAACCCUUUGGAUCCACCCCUUCGCUCUCGAUUUCAAGCUAGAGAUGUUUAUCAUCUGCCCUUUAAGGACCAUCUUCAGCUAUUAUAUUCAAUUGGAUCAAACAUUUCCACAGACAGAAUUUCUCAGCUUCUGUCUUUUGCUACAACUCUCUGCUCUCAAGAAUCUUCUACACUGGGACUUCCAGAUUUUCCUUUAGACAGCUUAUCGGCUGCAGUUCAGAUUUUGGAUUCCUUUCCUAUGAUGUCAGUCCAGCAUGUUAUUGACCGGCUUUACCCCUAUAAUCUUUUCCUUGGAAAGGAAGGUAGGACUGCAGUCAAAGACAUGCUAAAACGCUUUGAGCUUCAAGAUUCAGAAAAACUCUUGUUUCCCAGGAAGAUUACUAGAGUAGAAAGUGUACAUGGAAACAAACCCUUUAAAGCUGAUGUAACUGUCCAAAUUGGUGAAAAGGAAGUGACAUUCCAGGUUCCAGCUGGAACUGGAAUGUUAAAAAACCAUUCUCGAUCAGAUACUUUCAUAAGGACUUCCAGCCAUAAUCAACUGUUGGCAGAAAUGAUGCAGUCCCAUAUGGUUAAAGAUAUGUGUUUAAUCGGAGGAAAAGGCUGUGGCAAAACAGUUAUUGCGAAAGAGUUUGCUGAUAUACUGGGAUACAGCAUAGAACCUAUCAUGCUAUACCAGGAUAUGACAGCUAGAGAUUUGCUACAGCAAAGGUACACUCUUCCGAAUGGAGACACUGCUUGGAGACCGUCACCACUUGUCACUGCAGCUCUGGAAGGAAAGCUUGUUCUUCUUGACGGCAUUCAUCGAAUUAACCCUGGCACUCUAGCUGUGCUCCAAAGACUAAUACAUGACAGAGAACUGACACUCUAUGAUGGCACCAGGUUGUUAAGGGAAGACAGAUACCAAAACUUAAAAGAAGAAUUGCAGCUCUCUGAUGAGAAACUACAGGAAAGGUCAAUCUUUCCUAUCCAUCCUUCUUUCAGAUUAGUGGUCAUGGCAGAACCUCCUGUCAUUGGAAGUAGUACCCAACAAUGGCUGGGUCCGGAGUUUUUGACACUCUUUCUUUUUCAUAAUGUUCAACCUUUAAGCAAGAGUGAAGAAAUUGAAGUUAUUAAACAAAUGAUUCCAAAUGUACCCAAUGUUGCUGUGGAAAAGUUGUUGUCAGUAACACACAAGCUUCGGGAGACAAAUGAUGCCACCGCACAGUCGCUGGCCUCGUUUUUAUCUACUCGACAGCUGUUGCGAAUUUGUCGCCGACUGUCACAGCAUCCAGAUGAAAGCCUUUAUGAUGCUGUUAAUAAAGCCUGCCUUUCCAGAUUUUUACCAAACCUCGCCAGAUCAGCUUUACAUAAAAAUCUGCAGGAUUCUGGUAUUGAAACAAUUCCAGAGGACACAGAGAAACUAGAGGGAAAAGAUUACACAUGUGAAAUAAAAAACGGGAUUCUGAAGAUAGGGUCUGUGACCAUGCCAAUUUAUAACCCAUCAGAGAAAAUGAAAGUGCCAGAUGUUUUGUUUUAUGAAAAUGCACAACAUAUGAUGGUAAUGGAAGAUAUGCUCAAGGACUUCCUGCUGGGAGAACAUCUUCUUUUAGUUGGCAACCAGGGUGUUGGGAAAAACAAGGUUGUUGACAGAUUCCUUCACCUUUUAAACAGGCCCAGAGAGUAUUUACAGCUGCAUAGGGAUACCACUGUACAAAGCCUUACCCUACAACCUUCUGUAAAGGAUGGUCUUAUUAUAUAUGAAGAUUCACCACUGGUAAAAGCAGUGAAGUUCGGACAUAUUUUGGUAAUUGAUGAGGCGGACAAAGCACCAACAAAUGUUACCUGUAUCUUAAAAACUUUAGUAGAAAGCGGGGAAAUGGUUUUGUCAGAUGGAAGGCGAAUUGUUGCCAAUCAUGCUCGUGUAGAGGGAAGAGAAAACGUAAUAGUUAUUCAUCCUGAUUUUAGAAUGAUAGUUCUGGCAAAUAGGCCUGGAUUUCCUUUCUUGGGUAAUGACUUUUUUGGCACAUUAGGGGACAUUUUUAGUUGCCAUGCUGUUGAUAAUCCCAAACCACAGUCAGAACUGGCAAUGCUUAAACAAUAUGGUCCUGAUGUUCCAGAGGCAAUUCUGCAAAAACUGGUAGCUGCUUUUGGAGAGCUCAGAAGCUUAGCUGACCAAGGAAUUAUUAACUACCCCUAUUCAACUAGAGAAGUUGUGAACAUUGUAAAACAUUUACAGAAAUUUCCAUCUGAAGGACUCGCAAAUGUUGUCCGAAACGUAUUUGACUUUGAUUCCUACAACAAAGAAAUGUGUGAAAUUUUAUACAACACUUUGCACAAAUAUGGGAUACCUAUUGGAGCAAAACCGACCAAUGUACAGCUGGCCAAGGAGUAA